Amphiprion ocellaris (clown anemonefish) is the source of this 3068-nucleotide messenger RNA. RefSeq names its product GDNF-inducible zinc finger protein 1 (gene gzf1). The record is from RefSeq and is a predicted model, not a curated record. Lineage: Eukaryota; Metazoa; Chordata; Actinopteri; Pomacentridae. Gene Ontology annotation, molecular function: protein binding. Bases 156 to 2684 code for a protein of 842 amino acids. Gene Ontology annotation, biological process: negative regulation of transcription by RNA polymerase II; regulation of immune system process; regulation of cytokine production. The transcript is spliced from 8 exons.
CACAUUUCAAACGCGGCGGCAAACGGAGUACUGAUCCCAGAUCCGCCACCUCGGCCCCGGAUGCGGAUGAAGUCGUUGCUGCGGGGACGGACCUUCCUCCGUGCGGAACGUUUCUGCAGGGCUGCCAUUUUAGCGAGCUUACGCACUAAUGAACUAUGGGGGUCAAAGUGGUCCAGCUCACGUCAAAUUUCCAUCAUGAAAACAUUUUGGCUUCUCUGCAUCAGCUGAGGCUCCAGGGACAGCUGAGCGACGUCACAGUGCAGGUCGACUACCAGGGAGAUGUGCAGGAGUUUCAAGCCCAUCAGGUGAUGCUGGCUGCAUCCAGUGGCUAUUUCAAGAAGAUUCUUCUGUCUCAGGAUGCAGCUCGAGAUAAACUGUUACUCUCCAAUAUGCACUCCAGGGAUUUCUCGAAGUUUCUGGAAUUUGUUUACACGGGUAAAGUCGAAGUUGCCAGAGAUAGGAUUGGUGAUGUUCAAGCUGUGGCGAAACUUCUGGACUGUGAGGAUCUGUCAGAGGUUUGUGUUGAGGCCAUGAGCGCUGGGAUCCUGCAGCACCCUGCAAAGAAAACAUCUGUGUCAAAAGUUGUAGCUACAGACGACUUACAUGAAGCCAAAGCAGAGAAACAGACCAAAGGGAAGAAGCAGCCUAAAAGCUUACCUCUUAAGCGGCAGCUCUCGCCACAGAGCUGUGAGAAAGAAGUGGCUUCAAAAAGAUUAAAGGCAAAGGACACUGUGACAGAUGAAAAAAGACCAGGGAGACAGCUAAAACUGAAGAUGACUGGUAAUAAAGUGCUCCAGAGGCGUUGGUAUACUAAAAAACAGGCUUCUAGCAAUGAAGGUACCAACGAAGAGUCGAAGGAGGAUGAGGAUAGGACUGAGGCCGAGGCUCAUCCAGAGGACAAGGAGGACAGAGGGGAUGAGUCUUCAGAGGGAAAACCUGUCUCAGAUGUGGGUGAUUUUGAAUGUGAGGAUGAUGAGCAGCGUAGGGAUCCAGAAGAACCUUCACUGGAGGGAGAGGAGGAAGAAGAAGAGGAGGAGGAAGAGGAAGAAGAAGAUGAGGAAGGAGAGUCCAAUGAGACAGUAAAAAGAACAUCCAAGGCCCAGUUCCAGUGCAACAAGUGCCAGCGGACUUUCCACUAUGAGAGAAGCUACUUGAAGCACAUCAGCACGUAUCAUGGAGUGAAAGCAGAUGUCGUCUUUCGCUGUGAGACCUGCCAGCAGACCUUCGCUAACCGCAGCAACCUGAAGAUCCAUGAGAAGCAUGUCCACAGUAAUGAGAGGCUCUUUGCAUGUGACUCCUGCACAAAGACCUUUAAACGGAAGAAGGAUGUCGUCCGCCACCAGAGACAGGUACAUGAGCGAAAUCUGCGACAUGUUUGUUCUGAAUGUGGAAAGGCCCUCAGCUCCAAAACUGCCUUGUUGUUACACGAGAGGACACACACAGGCACGAAACCCUUUGAAUGCACCGAGUGUGGGGCGAAAUUUACCCAGAACUCUGCACUCAAGAUGCAUCGCAGGACUCACACAGGAGAGAAGCCGUUUGCAUGCGACGAGUGCGAUGCCCGGUUUACUCAGAAGCACAUGUUGGCCUAUCAUAAGAGAUCACACACAGGAGAGAAGCCCUUCAUGUGUGAGGCCUGUGGGAAAAGCUUUGCCUCUAAAGAAUACCUGAGACACCAUUCAAACAUCCACACUGGAUCUAAACCUUAUAAGUGUGAUCAGUGUGGAAGAGGCUUCGCUCAGAGGAACUCCCUCAACCAGCAUUUAAAAAUACACACAGGAGAACGUCCGUACAGCUGUAAAGACUGUGACAAACAGUUCACUCAGCUCAACGCCCUUCAGAGGCAUCAGCGUAUUCACACAGGAGAGAAACCCUACAUGUGUGGCCUCUGUAAACGCACCUUCACCGACAAGUCCACGCUUCGCAGGCACACCAUGGUCCAUGACUCGGAUGCUCCCUGGAAGACAUACCUGGUGGUUCUGGAGGGAAAUGUGGAGGAAAAGAAACCCAAAUCUCCCACUAAUCGAAAGACAGAAAAGGCAGGAACAGGGGAGAAACAGAGCGCUGCUAGAAAAAGCUCUGCUGCUCCCGGUGCUGCUGAUAAAACCCAAACUGACUCCAUCGUGGUUCCGGCCGAACCCGUCACUCUACCUUCUGAUUGGACCAGCCACGGAGCCAUCGCUCUGGUGAGCCACGGCGCUCUGGGCGGCAUCACCGUCAUCCACACCGAGGUUCCACCGGGGACGCAGAUCCAGCCCAUCGUGACCACGGACGGCACCGGAGCCAGCAUCAUCUCCCUGGACGGUUCAACCAUCCCCGUCCCGUUUUCUUUGCCCGUGUCCAUGGCUCAUGGCCUCCCGCUGUCUGACGCCGCCUCCACAUCUUUAUCCGUUUCCUCCCUCUCAGUUCCAGUUUCUGACAGCUUGUUAGCAUCAGUGUCAGAGAUCCCAACUGUUUCUCCGUCGUCUGUGCUGGAAGCUGCUGCCUCACAGACCAUUCUGGCUCCAGUUUCAGACGCUAAAGCCAUUUCUGAGACGGAAACUUUGCACCCAGACAUUCAGACUGUGAUUGUCACUGAUGGACCAGAGCCAACAGCAGCAGACCAAAGCGAUGGACAGCAAAAGUUAGCAGAUAAUAACCCCUUAGCUGAACAUAAAACUGCCUCAGAUCAAGAUGCUGUGUAGAUUCUGAAUAUGGAUUUUUGUCUUGUAAAGAGUUCAAACCCCAUCAUUUUAUUUUUUCAUCUUUGGAUUAAGCAGUAAGGUAGCGUUUCAUAGUUAUGAUCUACAGUCCAGUGUUUUCAUUAAUAGUGAGUAGAGGUGGGUGUGAUGUUUAGUUUUUCUGUCUUUUGGAAUGUUAUAUUCAUUCAAAAUAAGAGCUGUAAUUACCAUAUUAGGUGUAAUAAAUUAAACAAUAUUGUACAUAUCUGAUAAUAUAUAGGGAAAAAUAUGGCACAAGUCAUGUUGAAUACAAAUGGAUUGGACGAAACUGGUAAUUCCUGACAUAUAAUGCACAUCCGAUCUGAAUCAUUUUACCAUUGCUAUUAAACUCUGACUUUAUACACCUUU